UACAACAAGUUCCAAAUCCGUUCACUUCGCUGAUUCGCUUAUAUCGAAAGUGAAAUUGCCUGAUAUAAAACUACCUCAGUUUGAUGGUUCCUACGACAAAUGGCUUGAGUUUAGAAAUUCAUACUCUACAUUGAUUCAUAAACGUACGGAUCUCGAUUUAAUUCAAAAAUUUCACUAUUUGCGUUCAUCAGUUACGGGUACUGCAGAACGAGUUAUAAGCGCAUUGGAAUUCACACCUUCUAAUUACAAAUUUGCGUGGGAAUUAUUAGAAAAUAGGUAUCAUAAUGAGCGGCUCUUGGUACACAACCAUGUCAAAGCAUUGUACAAAAUUCCACCCAUGAUCAAGGAAUCGCCGGCGCAGAUUAGAACGAUGAUAGAUACCGUGUUACGUAACUUGCGAGCUCUUAAGACUCUAAACGAACCAACUGACCAUUGGGAUACGUUACUUAUUUAUUUGAUCGUUUCCAAAUUUGAACUUUCUACAGAAAAAGAGUGGGAGUCGUAUAAGGGAACUAUCAUAUCUAAUUCGCAAGGCGACUCUGACUCGGAGUAUAAACUAAAAUUAUCUGAAUUAAUUACCUUCCUUCGAAACCGAGCCGAUAUGUUAGAAAUGAUAAACCUAAACCACGGCAAAACGUUUAAAUUCAAUAAUACGCAGGAUAGGAACAUAAGUGAGACUAAAAAACCAGUUCAAUCGACGUCACAAACGCAUAGUCAUAGCUAUGUAGUAACGCGCAAGGAACAAACAAACAAGUCGUUUGAUAAAAAACGCGUAUGUAGUAUGUGCAAUGGCAAUCACCUUUUGUACACUUGUCCUGUCUUUCUCAAUCUAACGGUAAAAGAAAGGUCUAAAAUCGUUGAUGAAAAACAAAUCUGUCGUAAUUGUUUACGUUCAGGUCAUUCGCUAAAUGAUUGUUUGUUUGGCCCUUGUAAACAAUGUCAAUUAAAACAUAAUACUUUAUUGCAUUUUGAUAGGUCAAAUAAUACUGGCGCUGGCCAACCCUCCGCGGUAUAUAACGAGUCAGCUGAUGAUAGGGCUGGGCCAUCGCACACUACCACUGCAUUACAUUCUUGGUCGGGUUCGAAUACCGGGGUAACGAAUUCCCAUUCGGUUUUACUAUCUACAGCGUUGGUAGAAGUAGCUGACAAAGAUAAUAAUUUUCAUACGUUCCGCGCUCUGCUUGACAAUGGCAGUCAACAUUGCUUUGUCACAGAACGUUUGAGUAAACGAGUACGCGUUCCUUUAAUACAGUCCACUGUACACGUAUCAGGGGUGGGACAAGCAGUCACGCAGUCGAAUUCUGUGUGUAAAAUAAAUAUGCGUUCUAGAACUAGUGAUUACGAUACUAGUAUGUCAUGCAUUGUUCUGCCAUGCAUUACUCCUCGUUUGCCGUCGCAUCAUAUUGAUAUCGAUAUGUCUUGCAUUCCUGAAAAUAUUUCGUUAGCAGAUCCCAACUUUUAUACGCCGUCGGACAUCGAUUUGUUGAUUGGUGCAGAUAAAUUCUGGGAAUUAUUACACGAAAAUAAAAUUCGUUUGCCCAAUGGACCUUACCUGCAAAAUACAAAGUUAGGAUGGUUAAUAUCAGGGCCUAUUCAGUCGAAUUCAUUAAUUCAAGGCAACAUUCAGUGCAAUUUUGUACAAGGUCUAGACGCUGAAAUGCGUAAGUUUUGGGAAGUUGAAGACAUCCCACGCGUGGACAAAUUGCUCACAGAUGAUGAAAAGUAUUGUGAAAAAAUAUUCAUGGAUACUACAACGCGGGAAGACGACGGUAGAUUCGCCGUGCGUAUUCCUCUGAAAGAAUCGCCCGAAUUACUCGGCGACUCUUACAAUAUGGCGGAAAAAAGAUUCAUGUCGCUCGAACGUAAGUUAAAUCGUUUACCAUCAUACAAACAAUUAUACGUUGAAUUUAUGCGUGAAUAUGAACAAAUGAAUCACAUGACUGAAGUGAAUACUUACGGUAGUUCGAAUUAUUUUCUUCCACACCACGGCGUGUUCCGCGAGAGUAGCAGCACCACGAAGUUGAGGGUCGUGUUCGACGCAAGCGCAGCUGCCUCUUCAGGCAAGUCGCUGAAUGAUAUUCAGCAGAUCGGACCGAAACUUCAAAAUGAUAUUCCCCGUCUAGAACUUUGCGGCGCGUUGAUAGGUGCGAAAUUGUAUAAGAAAAUAAUCGAUUCACUGCGUUUAUCUUUCGAUCAUGUCUUCUUCUGGACGGACUCCACUAUAGUGAUGGGCUGGCUACGAAUGUCGCCGCAUUUAUUAAAAACGUUCGUUCAAAAUCGCGUCACGGAGAUAAACGAAUUGACAGGAGAUAUGCAGUGGUUACAUGUAAGUAGUGGUGACAACCCUGCAGACCUAGUAUCUAGGGGUCUUAAUCUAGACAUGCUUAGCCGCUCUUCACUCUGGUGGAGUGGCCCUUCCUUUUUAUACGAUCGCGAAACAAAUUGGCGAAAUAAUAAUAUUCCGUCUGAAAAUAAUUUACCCGAAGUUAGGGGCAACCCUAUCAUUGCCACGACUACUAGUAUACAGUUUCCGAACGUUAUUGAUUUUGAGAAAUAUUCGUCAUAUAUAAAAUUAAAACGCGUAUUUGCAUAUGUUUUGCGCUUCAUAAAUAACUCGCGUAAACGACAAUCGAUCAAUCAAUCAUUCAGCCAAUCGAGCGUUACUGGCAAUCGAUCAAAUCGUGUAAUCGAUUUAAGCGCACAGGAACUACUCUCGUCCGAGCAGAAGCUCGCCCGUCUCGCUCAGUUGCAAUCAUUCCCUGACAUUUUUUGUUGUUUACGCAAUAAAUUACCUUUAAAAUCAGUUAAAAACAAGAAACUAUACAACAAAAUUGUUGGAUUAAAUAUUUUUCUAGACGAUAAUGAGGUAAUUAGAAUCGGUGGACGACUGUGUAAUUCAUCCAGUUUCAGUUAUAAUAAAAAACAUCCAAUCUUGCUUUGCAGUAAACAUCGUUUCGCUCCCCUCACACCAGGGCACUUCCUCAUCGGGCGUUCUCUCACAGCGCCGGUGCACGACGAUCUCACCUCCAGGCAGGCCAACCGGCUCCCUCGCUACGACCGCAUAGAACAGAUGAGACAACAUUUUUGGCGCCGCUGGUCUACAGAAUAUAUUUCGGAGCUGCAGUUGAGGACAAAGUGGAAGACUAAGGCCGACGACUUACAGCUUAAUACGCUUGUUUUAAUCAAAGAGGACAAUUGGCCACCUUUGAAAUGGCGUAUGGGGAGAAUUACACGUCUAUAUCCCGGUAAAGAUGGGGUGUCACGCGUUGCUGAUAUUCGUACGGCGUCAGGCGUCAUUCAACGUGCGUUCUCCAAGAUCUGCCCAUUACCACUGGAGCCAUCUCCAUCAAGCAGCGUUAACGUUUUGGAAGAUGGACCUUCCAAGGCUGGGGGCAUGUCGUGAAGUGACAGCGCCAUCUAGUGCGUCAGCGACGAACCGCGGCAUUCACAGCAUUCACUCGUUCAGAAACAACUCCAUCUUGGGACAACUCUCGUUCAAAAACACUCGCCAUCGCCAUCUUGGACGCUAUUAGCUAUUAUACUUACCACCUGUAAACGUUGUAACUAUUGUUAAAUAAAAUAAAUAAAUACGUUGUAAAAAUAUAUAUUGAAAUUA
Messenger RNA from Pectinophora gossypiella (pink bollworm), 3616 nucleotides. RefSeq lists its product as uncharacterized. The record is from RefSeq and is a predicted model, not a curated record. The transcript has 3 exons. The coding region runs from base 338 to 3403 and encodes 1021 amino acids. Lineage: Eukaryota; Metazoa; Arthropoda; Insecta; Lepidoptera; Gelechiidae.